AUGACUCGCUUGAUCACGCAUUCAUAUUACAUCAAUCUGCGAGGCUGGAUCUUUCCUCAAAUCUACUACAGCUGGAACGCCCCCAACCAAGCAUGCUCUCACAGCCGAUCUUCGAGAACUUCGGUAACCACAUUCCAGCCUUUGAAGGUGUGCGGCCCAGUCCUUUCGCAGUACAUCAAGAUGCACCAUUCUGACUUGGCAAAGAGUGGCGAUCAUGAUCACGCAUUUUUACUGGUCAUCUACAGCUGGGAAGUUGGAACAAUGGAAAGAUUGAGAGAUGGAGAGAUGGAAAAAUUCGGUUUAUUCUAUGCAGUCACUCACGAUAAUCCAUGCAAUGAGCGGAGCUUCUUCAUUUCCAGAUGUUUUGUACGACUAUGCGUGGGGCAGGCUGCAGGGUGGCAGAAUGGCCAGGUCAACACGACUAUGUGUCAAUGGCGAUCUCCACGAGCUGCAGUUGUUCGAGAUACGCUCUAUAUUGAUGGAGGUUACCUGUGGUGGACUCCUGGGCUUUCCGAUGGAUCAUAUGGAAGCGCUACGUCUGAUGGUAAUCCACUGGGACUGGUGUAUCUUUUCAACUUCGGUACUCCUUUCAACACUUCGCAGAACUUGAGCGCGGUUUUCGAUACUCUCUCGAAAGCCUCAGGUGGAGGAGCGGCGAAUAAUAUUGCCCCAAAUUACUAUAGUGGAGCGAUGUUUGCAAAUGACUACGAAUGGUUCACAUACGGAGGAGAGUUGGCAUUGACUGAUGCUUUCAAGGCACCUUCCUCCAAUGCCGUUGCUGCUUAUCAGGUAUACCCUUCCGGCCCGCCAAAAUCCUUCAACAAAGGUUAUAUCCUGAAUACCUUGGACUCUGGAAUUACCCGAUAUGUUACUGAAGGUGCAGCUGUCAGUGUGCCGUCGGAGAACCUUGGCUACUACUUUGGAGGCCUGAGAUCUGCGAGCUGGGGACCCAUCUUCAACCUGCCUGGUCCAAGGAACCAGUCUGUCAAUGCUGACCAGCUGUCUUCAACAAUGAUCGGCAUAGAUAUGACGACUCAAGGAAAAGAGACCUGGAAGAAUACAACGUUGCCAACCACUGUGCCCGGAAGGGCCAGCGCAGAACUCGUUUGGGUACCGGUCUCCGAAAAGGGGAUUUUGGUCGCGAUUGGGGGUGUCUUAUAUCCGGCUUAUGCAAAUGUCAAUCAGACGAACAAUGCUUCCUCGACCAGUAUAAGCGAGACUGAAAGUCCCAAGUUUAUGUCUUCGGUUGCUGUGUACGACGUUGCAAAAGAGGUAUGGUACGAACAGACUACAACUGACCCUCCACCUGCCUUGAUGCAAGGCUGCACCGUGCUAGCAUCAGCGCAAGAUGGAUCGAGCCACAACAUCUACUGGUAUGGAGGCUUUGAUGGACUGCACCCCGCAGGCGACUUCAGCGACGCUGUCUAUAUCCUCUCAAUCCCCUCCUUCAAAUGGAUGAAGAUGAAUAGUGGAACAUCAUCCCACGCUCGUGCUGGCCACAAAUGUGUAAAGCCAUACCCAGACCAAAUGCUCGUCAUCGGCGGUUACACUUCUCUAUCUGGCACUACCCUCAGCUGUGUCGAAGGCGGCAUCAUCCAAAUAUACAAUCUCUCAAGCAACGCCUGGAUCGAAUCCUACGACCCGAAAGUCUGGAGUAACUACUCCAUCCCAGACGCAUGGCAAUCGAUGCUCGGAGGAACAGCUACCGGCGGUGCAACUCAAAAAUCUCCUUCUUCUGGAUUUGCAGAUCCUGCCAUGACUCCUCUUUUUGCAACACCGUACAACAGCACUAAAAUCACUAACUGGUAUCCCUACCAAGAAGCAUCGCCAGGGAAUACGACGCGCCCUACGCUUCCCCCAAUCUCAGGCAGCAAGAGCUCUGGAACACCCGGCUAUUUGGCGCCCGUCUUAGGCGUAGUCCUGGGCCUAUUCUUAACCACGCUCACUGUUCUCGCCAUCCUGCUAUAUCGUCGCCGCAAAACCCUGCGCCGUAGUACUGGCAGGCCGAGCGAAGCUGGGACGAUGGACACCAGGAACUGGGUAGCAAACUGGUUGCGCUCGACACCCGUGGACGCGAAAGCGCCAACUAUGACGACAGAUGAAUCCGUUGGAAAUCCGUACUCGGAAAAGAGACUAGAUUUGCCUGAGAUGGGCGGCCGCCAGGUCCACGAAAUGAUGGACACGAGCGUCCCCGCCGAACUCCACGAUACAGGCACAGGCUUCGUCGCAAUCAGCGCCUCAAAGAGAAACCUCCGCCACCCAAAUGGUCUCGCCUCUUCCCCCUCUGUCACAUCGCAGACAUCCCAAGCGAGCUCCGUGUCACAUAUUUCCGAAAUGGACUCCUCUCCCUCAAGACUGCGAGUCUCGCCUCUCUCGUCUCCCCGCGAGGGCUCAACCCCGCAUCCCGAGGACCAGACCCAUAUGGUCAGCGCGGUGAGCAAUGCUUCUAGUGAACGCGAGCAGCCUGGGCAUAAUAUGAGGGCCAUAAGUGAGACGAGCGUCAUCAGUACGGACGUCGCAUAUGCGACGCCGCCGACGACGAUAGAACAUCUAGGGAUGGGAUCAACGCCCGCUCCUGCCUCGCCGCGGAUUGAGAGCGUAGAGAGAGUGGGAGUGAGACCGAGCGCCGUGAGUCCGCUCACGCCGCCGGGGGUUGAAGGCGAAGGAGGAGGUUAUAUUGGGACGGGUACGACGAGGCCGCAAGGACGUGGGAGUCCUCGUGACAGCAAGCGGAAGAGUAUUUUCUCGGAGGGCUUCGGGGAGUAA
Molecule: messenger RNA, 2766 nt
Organism: Drepanopeziza brunnea f. sp. 'multigermtubi' MB_m1
Lineage: Eukaryota; Fungi; Ascomycota; Leotiomycetes; Helotiales; Drepanopezizaceae
Source: RefSeq, a predicted model, not a curated record